AUGUUUCAGAUCCUCACAACACUGUUGCUGGAAAUGCAGCUCUAUGCAGUUUCAGGUGAGAGAGAAAUUUUCACAGUUGACGUUCCUCAACACCUAUACGUUGUAGAGUAUGGGAGCAAUGUGACCAUGGAAUGCAGAUUCCCUUGGAACAGCUCGUUAGACCUAGGACUACUAUCUGUUGUUUGGGAGCAAAAAAAGCAGGACCAACUGACAUCCAAAGAGGUGUACACAUUCCGCAAUGGGAAGGCAUUCCCUUCAUCCCAACAUCAGGACUACACAGGAAGAGCUGCACUUCUGCUCAGUGAACUGAAACUGGGACGAGCUAUCCUUCAGAUUACCGGCGUGAAGAUCACAGAUGCAGGAUCAUACCUUUGCCUCAUUGGGUACCAGGGCGUGGACUACAAGUACAUUACUUUGGAAGUAAGAGCACCCUACAGGAAAAUAAACACUCAAGUAAUGAGGAAACCAGGUGAAAAUAAGUUUGUUUUUACAUGCCAGUCAGAAGGCUUUCCCCUGGCAGAAGUUUUCUGGCAAAAUGAGAAGAACUUGAGUCUCAGUGGAUUUGCAAAUACCACUUACACGCUGACUGCAGAUGGCCUCUACAACAUCACGAGCAUCGCGACAUUCAAACCAAAUAUGAGUGAGAACUACAACUGUGUGUUCUGGCAUAAAGAGCUGAAUAGGGAAACUUCAGCUCACAUUUCUGCUUCAGCUUUUAUGAGUACACAGUUCAGUGGACAAAAAUCCCUGGUCUUGUUCAUCGUUCCUACAUGUGUGGUGGUGGCUGUCCUUUCCUCUGCAUUAAUAAUCUUAAAAAAGAGAAAAUCAUACGAGAAUGGGCAAUCCAAAAAAGGUACAUUCUACACCAAAUAG
This is a messenger RNA of Chaetura pelagica (chimney swift), 873 nucleotides long. RefSeq names its product programmed cell death 1 ligand 2 (gene PDCD1LG2). The record is from RefSeq and is a predicted model, not a curated record. Gene Ontology annotation, cellular component: external side of plasma membrane. Gene Ontology annotation, biological process: immune response; negative regulation of T cell proliferation; T cell costimulation. The coding region runs from base 1 to 873 and encodes 290 amino acids. NCBI's taxonomy places the organism in Eukaryota, Metazoa, Chordata, Aves, Apodiformes, Apodidae. The transcript has 4 exons.